AUGAUGAAUUUAACCUUGGAUACUUGUAUUAAUACAAAUACUUUACUUGAAAUAGAUCAAGCAUGUUUCAGUAUUAUGAAUUUGUAUUAUACUCCUGUGAUCUUUUAUGCAAUAGCAUGGGAUGCUUAUUCGGGUACUGGUAUUCCAGUAUCUACUUUAUUGCCAAAUAGUAAUACAAGUUUAAUAAUAAGCACAAAAUACCCAUUACACAUAUUUUAUGAAGUUAUGGAGAAUGGUAAAUUUUUUGAGUAUUGUCACACAACUUAUACCUUCAAAGAACAUGGUAGUUAUGGGUGGAAUAUAUCAGCAAAGUCUAUAUGUUCUGAUAUUUAUCUAUUACGUGAACCAACAGAGAGUAAUCUUCCAAUCUUUGCAGCAUUUAUGAUACUUUUGUUGCUAGCAAUUUUAUGGACAACAUCUAAGGUUAUUGUACGAGUGGUAAAAGUAAAAUUGUCAUCUAAUAUUGUACAUGAUGAUUUGGAGAGACUUCAAGAUACGGAAACUGUGACACAUCCAAUAAUCCAAACUACAGAAUUUAGCACUAGAAUACAUUCAGUGGACACAUUCAGAGGAAUUGCUAUAUUAUUGAUGAUAUUUGUCAACAAUGGGGGUGGAGAUUAUGUUUUCUUCAAACAUAGUGCAUGGUUUGGACUUACUGUAGCAGAUUUAGUACUUCCAUGGUUCGCGUGGAUUAUGGGUAUGACAAUAACAAUAUCAAAACGUACAGAACUUCGUGUAACAAUUUCGCGUAUGAAGCUAAUUUUACAUUGCCUACGGCGAUCCGCGAUAUUAAUACUUCUUGGAUUAAUGAUAAAUUCCAUGGACAGUAAAUCUUUGAACAAUCUUCGUUUCCCCGGUGUUCUUCAAUUACUAGCUGUGUCAUAUUUUGUAUGUGCCACAUUGGAAACAAUCUUCAUGAAACUUUAUUCUGAGAAUACCUUACUCUAGUUCGGUCGUUUUGCCAUGUUCCGAGACAUCUUACAUAGUUGGCCUCAAUGGUUGAUCAUGGUAGGCAUCGUACUUACGCACACUUUAAUUACUUUUCUUAUGCCGGUACCUAAUUGUCCGAGAGGUUAUCUUGGACCCGGUGGACGAUACGAAUAUCGUGGAAAAUAUAUCAAUUGCACUGCUGGCGCAGCUGGUUAUAUAGACAGAUCGAUUUUUGGAGAUCACAUAUACUCUAAGGCAGAACCUACUAUUUAUGGUUCUAUCUUACACUAUGACCCUGAAGGACUAAUGAACACUAUAUCUGCUAUAUUUAUUGUCUACUUGGGUGUUCAUGCUGGAAAAAUUCUAUUGCUAUAUUACCAGUGUAAUUCUAAAGUGGUCAGAUGGCUGUUAUGGGCAGUAUUUACAGGUCUUGUUGCUGGAAUUUUAUGCAACUUCGAAAUGAUAGGAGGAGUGAUUCCAGUUAGUAAGAGAAUGAUGACAUUAUCGUAUGUUUUGACUUGUUGUAGCUUUGCUUUCUUGCUUCAUACUAUUUUGUACGUCCUCAUUGAUUUUAAGCAAGUUUGGAGCGGAGCUCCGUUUAUUUAUGCUGGAACAAAUCCUAUUUUACUCUAUGUGGGUCAUGUACUGACAAAAAAAUUGUUCCCAUGGUCAUGGCAUAUCGCUCAUCCUACGCACGCGUCCCUUCUUGCUAUGAAUUUGUGGACAACAAGUCUGUGGGCAAUAAUUGGAUACCUUCUUUAUCGGAAAAACAUUAUUAUAACUAUUUAAAAAUAUAUGCAUCAGUAUAUUAUUACGCAUUCAUGGUUGCCUCGACAUGAACUAAAUAUUUCUUUUUCCCAUAUUAUUUUAAUUCACGUGAAAAGGACCGUAUUACAAACGUAGA
This is a messenger RNA of Habropoda laboriosa, 1834 nucleotides long. Its product is annotated as heparan-alpha-glucosaminide N-acetyltransferase-like. The record is from RefSeq and is a predicted model, not a curated record. Lineage: Eukaryota; Metazoa; Arthropoda; Insecta; Hymenoptera; Apidae. The transcript is spliced from 11 exons.